Aspergillus affinis is the source of this 2091-nucleotide messenger RNA. RefSeq names its product fungal specific transcription factor domain-containing protein. Lineage: Eukaryota; Fungi; Ascomycota; Eurotiomycetes; Eurotiales; Aspergillaceae. The record is from RefSeq and is a predicted model, not a curated record. Gene Ontology annotation, molecular function: zinc ion binding; DNA binding. Bases 1 to 2091 code for a protein of 696 amino acids. Gene Ontology annotation, cellular component: nucleus. Gene Ontology annotation, biological process: DNA-templated transcription. The transcript is spliced from 4 exons.
AUGUGUCAGUACGUAGGUCCCAUGUCGAGCAAGGAGGCGCAGGGCAUCCAGAGUCAUAUCCAUAGUCUCGAGGCCCGCAUCCGCCAACUAUCGGCCGUCGAUGUCCCGUCGGUCACCAGCAACCCGGCGGCUCUGCCACAGCAGUCACGGUCGACAAUCGCAGCUGAGCAGGCAGAGGAUCCAUCGGCACCCCAGAGCAAUUACUCCGGAACCAUGCUGAUCAGCCCCGAGCAUGGCACGAGCUAUCGCGACCCCACCCACUGGCAGGCGGUGCUGGACGAAAUCGCAGAGGUAAAAGAAUACCUCCAGAUGAGCGAGGAUACUUCCCCCGAAGACGACGCGGAAGGGGAGCCUUCGACCCCCGACGCCUUGGGACCCGUCCUUCUGUUCGGGAAUACCAUUGCGACCACCAAGGCCGAUUUGCUGGCCGCGUUGCCGGCGCGGCCUGUCGCCGACCGCCUGGUUUCCUCGUAUCUGAAUUCGAAAGAGGCCCCUCUCGUCGUGAUGCACACCGCGACGUUUGCCAAAGAGUAUGCUGCUUUCUGGAAGAACCCCGACGAUGCAUCGAUCAACUGGUUGGCGUACCUGUAUAGCAUUCUCGCGGCCUCUGCCGGCUUACAUCUCUUCUCCACGGCCGGUCGCGCCGACGGGGAUCUGGCCGAGGCGUUCGACGAGUACCAUCGCCGCGCCGCGCACUGCCUCACCACGUCCGUCUACACGACCCCCGGACGGUACAAGCUCGAGGCGCUGGUGCUCACCGUCGCCGGCGAGAUUCUUCGCAGCACCGAUACUCACGUCGGUCCCUCCGUGCUCCUAGGGCUGGCCAGCCGGUUGGCUAUGCACGCGGGUUACCAUCGCGACCCGCGCCAUUACCCCGAGAUUUCGGUGUUCGAGGGCGAGAUGCGUCGUCGCGUGUGGAUGUAUAUCUCGCUUCUCGAUCACUACAUCUCCCUGCAAGCCGGUCUACCGCCGACGACCAUUCAGUCGCAAUCUGACACUGCCGAGCCUCUCAACCUGACCGACGACGACCUGGACCCGUCGAUGCCCGCACUGCCCGCGCCCCGACCCCCGACCGAGAAGACGCAUAUUCUGUUUCCCGCCACCCUGAACCGCAUCAUGUUUGUCGGAGCCGAGAUCAUCGGCAAGGUCUGUUCCGUCCGUGGUGUCCCCUAUCGUGAAGUCCGGCGGCUGGACGCGGCCCUCCGACAGCUGCAGGCGACGGUGCCCCCGCCGCUGCGAUUCCAGCCACUGAGUGACUCGAUCGCGGACGCGCCCACCACCAUCAUGGACCGCUACAAUAUCGACCUGAUGUACCAGAAGGCGCGCUGCGACCUGCAUCGGCGGUAUCUAGCCCAGCAUCGACUAGACCCCAGGUACGCGUAUUCGCGUCGGGAGUGCCUGGACGCCGUGCGCCGCGUGCUGCAGCAUCAGUCCGAUAUCUUCGACGCCAGCAGCCCCGGCGGUCAGCUCGGCUACGCCUCCUUCUUCUUUUCGCCCGUCGUCGUCAUGCACUUUCGCUCCGCCGCCAUGCUGGUGUCGUUGGAGAUCGCCUGCCAGUCGCGGCAUGACCUCAAGCAGAAUCUGUCGUCCGACCAGCGGCAGUCGAUCCUCGCGGAGCGAGCCCAGCUCUCGCACGACCUGGAACGAUCGUAUACCAUCUGGAACCAUCUGCGACACCAGUCCAAAGAAGCCCUGAAGACGGCCGAGGCGCUCCAGAUCAUGUUGAAGAUCGCCAAUACCCACCUGCAACAUGGCUCCACUCCGGGGCAAGACGAGUCUGCGGCAACGGGAAGCUUCAACAGCCAGACCCUCGCCGAGACCCUCACUCCCAGCGAUCAGGAUCAUCAAGAGUUGUUGCUCGAUAGCCAUGGCAUCAGCCCCUUGGACGUCAACCUCAUGGACGCGACAUUCUAUCUGGGACAGAAUGCGGCGGACCAGGCCCCAGACACGCGAUUUGCCGGCUCCACCGACGUUGUGGAUUUCUACGAUCGAUACUGGGAUAAUCUGAUGUUGUUAGGCGGGGACGAAGGCUUUAAUGAUUAUGUUCUGGGUGGUUCUCAUCCGAAUGUUUACGAGUCGAGUCUUCCCUAG